Messenger RNA from Sarcophilus harrisii (Tasmanian devil), 622 nucleotides. RefSeq names its product serum amyloid A protein. The record is from RefSeq and is a predicted model, not a curated record. Gene Ontology annotation, cellular component: extracellular region. The transcript is spliced from 4 exons. Lineage: Eukaryota; Metazoa; Chordata; Mammalia; Dasyuromorphia; Dasyuridae. The coding region runs from base 124 to 498 and encodes 124 amino acids.
GUUCCUUUGAAUAAUGGACUUGGAUAAAUAACAGCCCUUUCCUCCACUAAAGAGCUGCAGUCUCCCCUCAGCUUCCCUACAGAUCAGGAAGGAAGAGAGAGAGAACACACCCCAUCUGACCAGAUGAAGCUCAUCACGGUCAUCCUCCUCUUCUCUGUGCUCUACUGUGUUCAGAGCAAAAAUUGGCUUACAGAUUCUGCAAGAUUCCUAAAGGAGGCUGGUCAAGGUGCUGGGGACAUGUGGAGGGCCUAUCGUGACAUGCGUGAAGCAAAUUUUAAAAAUUCAGACAAGUACUUUCAUGCUCGUGGGAACUAUGAUGCUGCCCGGAGAGGACCUGGUGGGGCUUGGGCAGCCAAAGUGAUCAGUGAUGGCCGAGAAUCAUUGCAAUUUGGCAGCAGUGGCAAAGACUCUGAUGCAGACCAAUAUGCAAAUGAAUGGGGCAGGAGUGGCAAAGACCCCAAUCAUUUCAGGCCCCGUGGUCUGGACCCCAAAUACUGAGAUGACUUGUUCCCUCCUCUUUUCCCCUCCCUGCCCUCCUUUCUGUGCCACCUGGAUGGAGCAUCUGCCCUCUCUGUUUUAGACUCAUGCUUUGUAUUCAAUAAACAUCCGAGCAAAGAAUGAA